AUGUCCGCCACCACCAUGGUUGCCGCCGACGACAGCCCCUCCGAUGCCACUCGUUCAGUUCACACCCGCAACACCAAGGGCGGUCGACGACUUCAUUAUGAAUUGACCUGCCUCCAACAGCCCGAGCGCGCGAGAGCCUGCGGCUCCGGACAGAAGUCCGCCGCCGACCGUCGACCUGUCGACCCGCCACCCGUUGUUCAGCUUCGCGUGCUCGAGGGUCCUACCCUCGAGGACAGCAAGGACAUCACUCUCGGCUACAACGCCAACUUCUUCGUCUACGUGGAUUUGCAGCAUGCUCGCCCCAUCGCCAACGGUCGCGUCCAGACGCCUGCUGCCACGACGCCUCCUGUUCUGACUGGUGCCCCCGUCUCUGGCAUGGCGUACCUCGACCGCCCUGCCGAGGCCGGCUAUUUCUUGUUCCCUGACUUGUCGGUCCGCCACGAAGGCCGCUACGUCCUCGGAUUCAGUCUCUACGAAGAGCUCAAGGACGAGAUGGAUCAGGACGCCGACCCCGUGGACGACGGCCCUACCCCCGGAUUCUACCUGCGCAUGAAGGUCCAGUCUGCGCCCUUUGUCGUCUUCAGCGCGAAGAAGUUCCCUGGCCUCACGUCCAGCACCACGCUGAGCCGUACCAUUUCCGAGCAGGGAUGCAGGGUUCGCAUCCGCCGCGAUGUGCGCAUGAGGCGCCGCGACGGAAAGCCAUCCGGCGGUGACUACGAGAAGGAGGAGGAGGCCGCCCGGAGCAGGAGGACACAGACGCCCGACAUUCGCAAGGAGCAGAUGCGUGGUCGAUCCGUGAGCGACAGCAGUGAACAGCGUGCCCCGUAUUCGGCUGUGUCCGAACGCCGCCCUUCCGAGAUGGAUGCCUACCCAGCGCCUCCACCGCCGCCGGCCCCCAUUGCCGUCCCCAGUGCCCACUCCCGCUACGGCUCUGACGCAUCCAGCAACGGCUACGCACCGCACCACAUUCAAACUGCUUCGCAACCGCCUCCCGUUUCGCCGACAUCUGGUUACCACAGCGGACAGCCUUCGCCGUACGCCACCGCUCCGCCCGCUGGGUUCGGCUACCAGUCGCGCCCGGCACCGCACGCGUACAGCUCAUCCGGCACCACACCCACCACGCCCCGCGACGCGUACGAUCGCCGCCCCUCGUCCUUUGUGCCCCCUUCACCAUCUCACGCCCAGUUUGCAUCGCACGAGAUGGAUUACAGGAGGGACUCUGUCUACAAACAGGAACUGCCCAGGGCCGCGGAGUCGAGGAGAGACUCGCUGGCUCACAUGGCCACGAAGCGGGAUACGCCCAGAACACCAAUCUCCGAGACUUUCACACUGCCGCCCAUCCUCUCUGCCCGUCUCCCUGGUCCCUCCGGCCUGGGCAGCCUGGUGAAGUCAGCUCUGAUGCCCAACGUCAUCGAGCCGGCCUUGCCUGUGCCACAGGUAGUUGCACCAUUGGCUCACGCCGGUUCCAAGCGCGGAUACGCCGAUACGUUUGUCGACAACCAGCAGAGCGCGCUGCGCGACGGACAGCGCCCGCCUGACAACCACCAGCAACCGGCCAGCGCGGAUCACGACCCGCACGGCAAUCCGGACAGGAUGUACUACAGGCGUGCCGACGGCGGCGUGUCGUUCAAGCACACGCCUGUUUUCACCCUAUAA
Messenger RNA from Verticillium nonalfalfae, 1656 nucleotides. It is a transcript of the gene VE1, whose product is annotated as velvet protein. The transcript is spliced from 2 exons. Lineage: Eukaryota; Fungi; Ascomycota; Sordariomycetes; Glomerellales; Plectosphaerellaceae. Bases 1 to 1656 code for a protein of 551 amino acids. The record is from RefSeq and is a predicted model, not a curated record.